Molecule: messenger RNA, 1802 nt
Organism: Triticum aestivum (bread wheat)
Lineage: Eukaryota; Viridiplantae; Streptophyta; Magnoliopsida; Poales; Poaceae
Product: cytochrome P450 94C1
Exons: 1
Coding region: 77-1606 (509 amino acids)
Molecular function (GO): oxidoreductase activity, acting on paired donors, with incorporation or reduction of molecular oxygen; iron ion binding; monooxygenase activity
Source: RefSeq, a predicted model, not a curated record
UCGACUCCUCACACCCCAAAAUAAGAUCACAUUUUUUUUGCUCUUCCCUUCUCCAAUUCAAGGAGCCGGGGCAGCCAUGGACGCCGCCACGAGCACGGGCAUGGAGGAGCUGUCAUGGUGCGCGCGGUGCGCUGGCCUGGCUUUCCUUUUCUUCUCCGUGUGCGUGGUGGCGCUCGGCGCGGCACUCUUCCUCGCCCGCCGGUGGCCGUGGUGCAGCUGCCACGUCUGCCGCUCCUACCUCACGGGGUCGUGGGCGCGGGACUUCACCAACCUCGGCGACUGGUACGCACAUCUGCUCCGCUGCUCCCCGACCGGCACCGUGGCCGUCCACGUCCUCGGCUGUACCAUCACCGCCAACCCGGCCAACGUCGAGCACAUGCUCCACACGCGCUUCGACAACUUCCCCAAAGGGAAGCCCUUCGCCGCCGUCCUCGGCGACCUCCUCGGCGGCGGCAUCUUCAACGUCGACGGCGACGCCUGGCGCCACCAGCGCAAGAUGGCCAGCCUCGAGCUCGGCAGCGUCGCGGUGCGCUCCUACGCGUACGGCAUCGUUGCCGAGGAAGUGGAGGCGCGCCUCCUGCCACUGCUCGCCGACGCCGCCGACAAUGGCAGGGUGGUCGACCUCCAGGACGUGUUCCGGCGCUUCGCUUUCGACACCAUCUGCAAGAUCUCCUUCGGACUAGACCCGGGCUGCCUCGAGCUCGACAUGCCCAUGUCCAAGCUCGCCGCCGCGUUCGACACCGCCUCGCGGCUAUCCGCCAUGCGCGGCGCGGCGGCGUCGCCCCUGGUGUGGAGGGUAAAGCGGCUGCUGAACGUCGGCUCCGAGAGGGAGCUCAGGAAGUCCAUCCGCCUCGUCGACGAGCUCGCGGCGGCCAUGAUAAGGCAGCGCCGGAAGCUGGGCGUCGCCGGGAGCCACGACCUCCUGUCCCGGUUCAUGGCCUCGGAGGCGCACGGCACCGCCGUCGACGACAAGUACCUCCGCGACAUCGUGGUCAGCUUCCUCCUCGCCGGACGCGACACGGUGUCCUCCGCGCUCACCACCAUCUUCAUGCUGCUCUCCAAGAACCCCGCGGUGGCGGCCGCCAUGCGCGCGGAGGCCGCCGGCGGCGAGAAGACAAGGACAGCGUCGAAGACCACGUACGAGCACCUCAAGUCCCUCCACUACACACACGCGGUGCUGCACGAGAACAUGCGGCUGUUCCCGCCGGUGCAGUUCGACUCCAAGUUCUGCGCCGCCGACGACGUGCUCCCGGACGGCACGUACGUGACUGCCGGCGCGCGCGUGAUGUACCACCCCUACGCCAUGGGGCGCAUGCCCCGCAUUUGGGGCGACGACUGCGAGAAGUUCCGGCCGGAGCGGUGGCUGACGGGUCCUGGCGGGACGUUCAUGCCGGAGAGCCUGUACAGGUACCCGGUGUUCCAGGCUGGGCUCCGCGUGUGCCUCGGCAAGGAGCUCGCCGUGAUGGAGAUGAAGGCGGUGAGCGUUGCCGUGGUGAAACAGUUCGACGUGGAGGUGGUUGGGCAAAAGGGCGCCGUGCCCAGGUUCGCGCCUGGUCUGACGGCGUCCAUCAGCGGCGGGCUCCCGGUGAGGGUCAGGCGCGUCUAGAGACAUGUUGAGUACUGUAGUAGCUAGACUCUGUUUCUGUACUGUACAUAGGGAUAUUAUAAGAGCAGAAAUUAAUGAGAAGGGAAGUUGUUUGUGGCGACAAAAGAAGAGGGGAAAUUUCUUCAUAUCUGUUUCCAGAAAAGAAGAAACAACUGGUGCUUACUGCACGGCAAAUAAAACAUCCUCCAUUAAAACA